AUGUCGCUUGUUCUUUUUUGGCAUCAAUUCCUAUACCAAAGUGAUAUCUUAGAAUUCACAUCGGCAACAGCCCAGGGGCCACCGCCGCGUGCAGGGACUGAUGUCAAGUCAACACUCUGGGAAUUCUAUAACUAUGAAGCUCGUACUUCUGACAAGGAUAUGCUGAAGCACUGGCAUGAUGACAUGAGUACACUCCUCAUUGUGGCUGCCCUCUUCUCUGCUGUGCUAACUGCAUUCAUCAUUGAGUUCUACCGCAAGCUGGAGCCUGACUACACUGCUAUCUCUGCUUACCAGCAGCAUACUAUGUCUAUUAACAUCCAAGCUCUGCUCAAUGCUAGUCUGAAUCUGCCUGCUGAGCCAAUUUAUGAUGCUGUUGAUCCAGUCAUGGAAUUUCAGCCAUCCCCAGCAAUUGUCUGGACUGUAGGCUUAUGGUUCUCAGCCUUGGCUUGUAGCAUAUCAGUUGUGGUUCUUGCCUGGCUAGUAAAGCUGUGGUUCCUAGCUUAUAUGAAAGGGAUGAAUAAUGGAAAUGCUUAUGACUGUGCUCAUCGUCGCCAGUAUAGACAUGAUGCCUUGCUUAUGUGGAAGGUUCCUGCAAUUGUUGCAGCUCUUCCUGUGCUUAUUCAUAUGACAAUUACUCUUUUCUUGACUGGACUAGUUAUUCUGUUAUGGUCACAGAUUAAUAGUCCUGCUGCCUAUAUUGUUUUGAUUAUUACAAUCUCGAUGAUCUUAGCUUAUUCUAUUACAACACUGCUUCCCUUAUUUUAUGAGGCUUGCCCUUAU
Desarmillaria tabescens is the source of this 780-nucleotide messenger RNA. RefSeq lists its product as uncharacterized. NCBI's taxonomy places the organism in Eukaryota, Fungi, Basidiomycota, Agaricomycetes, Agaricales, Physalacriaceae. The annotation marks the transcript as partial. The transcript has 2 exons. The record is from RefSeq and is a predicted model, not a curated record.